CUUGGAAAAUAAUUGCACUUAGCUAAUUUAAUUCUUUGAUCAAUUUUCUAGCAAUGCAAUCUAUUUUCUGCACAGAAAAUUUUCAGAAUUAAGUAUUUCUGUACAAAUUUCACCAUAAGGGUUUGAGUCAUUUCAAAUUUUACCAAUUACAGCUUGUGCCAUAUUGAUUUUCUAUUAAUUUAUCAAUUUUAUCUAUUUUGUGGAUGCAGCCUUGAUUUUCGCAGUCGAAUUUUCCUGAGUUUACUUAUUAAAGAAUACUUGAUUCUUCCAUUAAUUGUUUUUUCAGUUAAUAAGGAAAUUUUACUGCAUACUGCAUGUGGUUUUAUUUUGUCAGAUUUAUUUGAGUUCAUAAUUUUUAUUCAGUUUUCCUUUUCCUGGGUCAAUUUUUGCAGUUUUCAAUAUUACUUUCAUUUUUUUUGAGACAGAGUCUCAUUCUGUGGCCCAAGCUCAAGUGCAGUAGAGUGAUCUCAGCUCACUGCAACCACUACCUCCUGGUUCAAGCGAUUCUUGUGCCUCAGCCUCCUGAGUAGGUGGGAUUACAGGCACACGCCACCACACCCAGCUAAUUUUUCAUUUUUAGUAGAGAUGGGUUUUCACCAUGUUGGCCAGGCUGGUCUCAAACCCCUGGUAUCAAGCAAUCUGUCUGCCUUGGCCUCCCAGUGGGUGUAAGCCACUGCACCUGGCCUCAAUGUUACUUUUCUUUUCUUUUCUUUUUUUGAGACAGAGUCUGGCUGGGUUACCCAAGCUGGAGGGCAGUGGCACAAUCUUGGCUCACUGCAACCUCCGCCUCCUGGAUUCAACUGAUUCUCCUGCUCAGCCUCCCAAGUGGCUGGGAUUACAGGUGCAUGCCACCAUUCCCAGCCAAUUUUUGUAUUUUUAGUAGAGACAGGGUUUCACCAUGUUGGCCAGGCUGGUCUCAAACUCCUGACCUCAGGUAAUCCACCUGCCUUGGCCUCCCACAGUGUUAGGAUUACAGACAUGAGCCACUGUGCCUGGCCAAUGUUACUUUUAAGAUGUGGUUGUUUAGGUGUGUGUUUUUUUUUUGUUUUUUUUGUUUGUUUGUUUGUUUGUUUUUUAAUCAUCUAUAACAAAUUUUACUGUGUACAGUUUCAGGGGUUGUCAGUUUUAUUUUGUGUUAUAUUUAUUUUUAGCAAGUUUCUCUUUCUUAAGAACCCAGGCAAAAUAUCUCCCAGAGUCAAAAUGGCAGGGUGAAAGUGUCCAGUUGCUUCUUUAAUCGCCCCAUUAGAAUGGCAGCACCUGCCACUGGACUCCUUGCUGUAACUGAGCAUAGGGUCCAGGUUUUACCAUCCAGGGUCUUUCACAGCGCAUCCAUUUUACAGGAUUGACUAGCAUCCAUAUUGUGUUCACUGCAAAAGACUUAUGCUCUGAAUUAAAUGUCUUUCUUGAGCUCUAGAGUCAAAUGCAGCAGAGUCUCAUUAUAUGCCCACUUCAUUCAUACAAAUUCAAUUACACAUGUUCAUGAGGAGGGGGAAAUUGAAAUAGUGCAGGGAAUUCCAUCAUCCAGACCUAUCAAUAAUGAGCUUGACUCUGGAUGAAUGUGGGACAGACAGUGAUGAAUCUACAGUCCUACAUUCAGUUUCAGCUGACAUAGGGCUCUCACAGUAUUAUCAUUGCUUGCCCUAAUCAUAGUAUACUUGAAGGAUCAUACAUUGCCUUUAUCAUGGCCCUGAAACACAAUCCAACUACUUUGUUUGGGGCUAACCUGAAGAAAGAGUGUCUGGUUCUGGCCCUGGAAGAAAAGCUGGUUGUAUUGAACUCGUUUAAGUAAUGAAUUGGGAUGCCUCUUUAGUAUGGUGCCUUCCUGAGGGAGUUUCAAGAGAAAUUUUGGCUACAUUUCUUUGCUUUCACGCUGUUUUCAGAGCCUGACAUGUGUGAACUAUGAUUUCCCUAUAUUCGAGUGCCUUUUGGUUCUCUCCACUUGCAGGUUCCCCAGGCAGCUUCAGCUUCAUGUGUUGCAUACCAAAUUUAUUCCCUCGCAGUGCCCUCCUUUUCUUGCACUCUCUGUCUCAGUGAGUGGCCACACUGUCCUCUCAUCUGCUCAAGCCAGGAAUCUCGGUAAGGACCAUCCCUCAAGUCUCUCUCUUCCCAUUAAUCUCAUGUCAAGGCUAUUUAUUAACUCUCAAAUCCAUCCAUGUCAUUAGAUCAUCCCCUGUAAUUUGAUUUGCUGCAAGAGUUUCCAAGCUCACUUCUCCGAUUUUAGCCUCCCCUUUAUCUUCCUAUCUCAAGCCUUUUCAAUCCCCAACAGUUAGAGGGACUUUUUUUUUUUUAACUUGUAUUUUAAGUUCAGGGGUACACAUGUAGGUUUGUUACAUAGGUAAACUUGUGUCAUGGGGGUUUGUUGUACAGAUUAUUUCGUCACCCAGGUAUUAAGCCUAGCACCCAUUACUUAUUUUUCCUGAUCCUUUCCUUCCUUCCACCCUCCACCUUCCCAUGGGCCUCAGUGUGUGUUGUCCCCCUCUAUGUGUCCAUGAGUUUCUAUCAUUUAGCUCCCACUUAUAAGUGAGAACAUGUGGUAUUUGGUUUCCUGUUCCUGAGUUAGUUUGCUAAGGGCCUUCCAGCUCCAUCCAUAUCCCUGCCAAUUCCCAAUAGUUAGAGUGGCUUUUCUUUAAAAACAACAACAACAACAACAACAAAAACAAAUCUGAUAGUGUUUCGCCUCUGCAGUAACAACAAUAGCAAUGAAAACCCAAACCUUUAGUAAUUCCCCAUUACCCUCAGGGGAAGUCCAUGAUCUUUACCAAAGAUUAGAGGCCUGCCCACUCUCUCCCUCUGCUGAGUAAAGCCCUAUUGGCCAUUCCACUCCAUGAAAUCCCCAUUCCUGGCAAACAGAACCAGUUGCUGGACAUCAUGUUCUUUCUCAGCUGAGGGUUCCUGUACACACUAUUUGCUCUCCCUGGAGCAUCCUAGUGUCCCCCUUUUUCUCUUGUCCUAAGUCUUACAUCUCCUUCAGGUCUCAAUUUAGACAUUAAAGGUUUGGACAACAAUCCCUGAUUCCCUGUUGAGACGCCUAUCCUAUGAUGAGACACCUAUCCUAUGCAUAGACAUAGCCCCACUACUUCUCCCUGUAGUAGCAUUUGUUCUAUUUUAAUUUCCUGUCUUUGUCUUUUCUACUACUCCAGGACAGUGUAACUGUUGGACCAGGGACUGUGUUUCUUCACCGUUAGUGCCUAGCACCAUGCCUAGAACAGACACAGGGCAUAUAAUUGUUGAACGAACAAACCAGUGAUAUGUUGGGUUUCUUACUAUAAUUUCCUGGAGUGGGUGUAAGAGUCAGCCCUAGAUUAGCAUCCAGUAAAUAAGAAAGAAAGAGGAUGGCUGGCAUGGGGAAUAUAGGCAUUCAACCUGAAUACUACUGCUGCUUUUCAGUGUCUAGCUUGAACCCUGUGGCUGUAGAGAAAGUCCUCAAAGAAGCUAUUAUCCUAUGGUAGAGUAACCCUAUUAACAAACCCUUUCUGUUUUUGUGUCCGGAAUUGGUGGGUUCUUGGUCUCACUGACUUCAAGAAUGAAGCCGUGGACUCUCGCGGUGAGUGUUACAGCUCUUAAGGCAGUGCGUCUGGAGUUGUUCGUUCCUCCUGGUGGGCUCGUGGUCUUGCUGGCUUCAAGAGUGAAGCUGCAGACCUUCGUGGUGAGUGUUACAGCUCAUAAAAGCAGUGUGGACCCAAAGAGUAAGCAGUAGCAAGAUUUAUUGCAAAGAGCAAAAGAACAAAGCUUCCACAGUGUGGAAGGGGACCCGAGCGGGUUGCCACUGCUGGCUCCAGCAGCCUGAUUUUAUUCUCUUAUUUGGCCCAACCCACAUUCUGCUGAUUGGUAGAGCCUAGUGGCCUGUUUUGACAGGGUGCUGAUUGGUGCGUUUACAAUCCCUGAGCUAGAUACAAAGGUUCUCCACGUCCCCAUCAGAUUAGUUAGAUACAGAGUAUAGACACAAAGGUUCUCCAAGGCCCCACCAGAGCAGCUAGAUACAGAGUGUCGAUUGGACUCACAAACCCUGAGCUAGACACAGGGUGCCGAUUGGUGUAUUUACAAUCCCUGAGCUAGAUAUAAAGACUCUCCACGUCCCCACCAGACUCAGGAGCUCAGCUGGCUUCACCCAGUGGAUCCCGCACUGGGGCCGCAGGUGGAGCUGCUUGCCAGUCCUGCGCCAUGCGCUCGCACUCCUCAGCCCUUGGGCGGUCGAUGGGACUGGGCGCCGUGGAGCAGAGGGCGGUGCUUGUCGGGGAGGCUCCGGCCGCACAGGAGCCCAUGGAGGGAGUGGGAGGCUCAGGCAUGGCGGGCUGCAGGUCCCAAGCCCUGCCCCGCGGGAAGUCAGCUAAGGCCCGGUGAGAAAUCGAGUGCAGCGCCAGUGGGCCGGCUCUGCUGGGGGGACCCAGUACACCCUCCGCAGCCCCUGGCCCGGGUGCCAAGCCCCUCACUGCCCGGGCCGGCAGGGCCAGCCAGCUGCUCCGAGUGCGGCGCCCGCCAAGCCCACGCCCACCUGGAACUCCAGCUGGCCCGCAAGCGCCGGGUGCAGCCCCGGUUCCCGCUCGCGCCUCUCCCUCCACACCUCCCUGCAAGCUGAGGGAGCCGGCUCUGGCCUUGGCCAGCCCAGAAAGGGGCUUCCACAGUACAGCGGUGGGCUGAAGGGCUCAAGUGCCGCCAAAGUGGGAGCCCAGGCAGAGGAGGCGCCUAGAGCGAGCGAGGGCUGUGAGGACUGCCAGCACGCUGUCACCUCUCACUUUCUUAGGGUCGAAGUCCUAGAAGUGAGAGAGCCGGCAUGGGGGUCGCAGUUCAUGCCUAGGUUUAUGGCUCUUUUGUUCCCAUUUCAUCACAUUUUAAGAACUUUACUGACUGGAUGUGAGAAAAGACCCAUGCACUUUCAGUUUUGCUUUUGCAAUCCGUAACUAUGGCCCAGUCAAUUCCCUAUUCCUUUUUCUCUUGUUUGGGCCAUGUGGCCACUUGCCUGCUACUUGCAGAUCCCACUUCAGCAGUUCAGCCGGCUCAGCCUUAUUGUCUUGCUUAAUGUCUGGGUCUCAGUUUUAGAGACUGGGCUUCUUCUGCUCACUUGUUCCUGAACUCAACUUCCCGCCUCUUGCCAGGUCCUCCAGGAAUGAUGCCCUGCUUUGGUUUUGUCUAUGCCAAAAGUUCCUGCUAUACCCACAGUGGUGGUCAUCUCUUCUGAUCUUCACAGCCAAUCAGCUCCCAAGGCCCCUGACCUCAGCUCAGCUUUUGUAGAUCCUUAUGACACCAUCCUUUAAGACUGGAAUCCUAGGGCAGGCUCUUUUAUUCCUGCCUCCUGAGGACUUUCUGAGGAUCUGUGGCUUGUCUCUGUCCUGAGGGUGAAGAUGGAUGACAGAUGCUACCCAGUAAUCUUUCCAGAUGAGCGGAAUUUCCGCCCCUUCACUUCUGACUCUCUGGCUGCAAUUGAGAAGCGGAUUGCCAUCCAAAAGGAGAAAAAGAAGUCUAAAGACCAGACAGGAGAAGUACCCCAGCCUCGGCCUCAGCUUGACCUAAAGGCCUCCAGGAAGUUGCCCAAGCUCUAUGGUGACAUUCCUCGUGAGCUCAUAGGAAAGCCUCUGGAAGACUUGGACCCAUUCUACCGAAAUCAUAAGACAUUUAUGGUGUUAAACAGAAAGAGGACAAUCUACCGCUUCAGUGCCAAGCAUGCCUUGUUCAUUUUUGGGCCUUUCAGUUCAAUCAGAAGUUUAGCCAUUAGAGUCUCAGUCCAUUCAUUGUUCAGCAUGUUCAUUAUCGGCACCGUUAUCAUCAACUGCGUGUUCAUGGCUACAGGGCCUGCUAAAAACAGCAACAGCAACAAUACUGACAUUGCAGAGUGUGUCUUCACUGGGAUUUAUAUUUUUGAAGCUUUGAUUAAAAUAUUGGCAAGAGGUUUCAUUCUGGAUGAGUUUUCUUUCCUUCGAGAUCCAUGGAACUGGCUGGACUCCAUUGUCAUUGGAAUAGCGAUUGUGUCAUAUAUUCCAGGAAUCACCAUCAAACUAUUGCCCCUGCGUACCUUCCGUGUGUUCAGAGCUUUGAAAGCAAUUUCAGUAGUUUCACGUCUGAAGGUCAUCGUGGGGGCCUUGCUGCGCUCUGUGAAGAAGCUGGUCAACGUGAUUAUCCUCACCUUCUUUUGCCUCAGCAUCUUUGCCCUGGUAGGUCAGCAGCUCUUCAUGGGAAGUCUGAACCUGAAAUGCAUCUCAAGGGACUGUAAAAAUAUCAGUAACCCGGAAGCUUAUGACCAUUGCUUUGAAAAGAAAGAAAAUUCACCUGAAUUCAAAAUGUGUGGCAUCUGGAUGGGUAACAGUGCCUGUUCCAUACAAUAUGAAUGUAAGCACACCAAAAUUAAUCCUGACUAUAAUUAUACGAAUUUUGACAACUUUGGCUGGUCUUUUCUUGCCAUGUUCCGGCUGAUGACCCAAGAUUCCUGGGAGAAGCUUUAUCAACAGACCCUGCGUACUACUGGGCUCUACUCAGUCUUCUUCUUCAUUGUGGUCAUUUUCCUGGGCUCCUUCUACCUGAUUAACUUAACCCUGGCUGUUGUUACCAUGGCAUAUGAGGAGCAGAACAAGAAUGUAGCUGCAGAGAUAGAGGCCAAGGAAAAGAUGUUUCAGGAAGCCCAGCAGCUGUUAAAGGAGGAAAAGGAGGCUCUGGUUGCCAUGGGAAUUGACAGAAGUUCACUUACUUCCCUUGAAACAUCAUAUUUUACCCCAAAAAAGAGAAAGCUCUUUGGUAAUAAGAAAAGGAAGUCCUUCUUUUUGAGAGAGUCUGGGAAAGACCAGCCUCCUGGGUCAGAUUCUGAUGAAGAUUGCCAAAAAAAGCCACAGCUCCUAGAGCAAACCAAACGACUGUCCCAGAAUCUAUCACUGGACCACUUUGAUGAGCAUGGAGAUCCUCUCCAAAGGCAGAGAGCACUGAGUGCUGUCAGCAUCCUCACCAUCACCAUGAAGGAACAAGAAAAAUCACAAGAGCCUUGUCUCCCUUGCGGAGAAAACCUGGCAUCCAAGUACCUCAUGUGGAACUGUUGCCCCCAGUGGCUGUGCGUUAAGAAGGUCCUGAGAACUGUGAUGACUGACCCAUUUACUGAGCUGGCCAUCACCAUCUGCAUCAUCAUCAACACUGUCUUCUUGGCCAUGGAGCAUCACAAGAUGGAGGCCAGUUUUGAGAAGAUGUUGAAUAUAGGGAAUUUGGUUUUCACUAGCAUUUUUAUAGCAGAAAUGUGCCUAAAAAUCAUUGCGCUCGAUCCCUACCACUACUUUCGCCGAGGCUGGAAUAUUUUUGACAGCAUUGUUGCUCUUCUGAGUUUUGCAGAUGUAAUGAACUGUGUACUUCAAAAGAGAAGCUGGCCAUUCUUGCGUUCCUUCAGAGUGCUCAGGGUCUUCAAGUUAGCCAAAUCCUGGCCAACUUUGAACACACUAAUUAAGAUAAUCGGCAACUCUGUCGGAGCCCUUGGAAGCCUGACUGUGGUCCUGGUCAUUGUGAUCUUUAUUUUCUCGGUAGUUGGCAUGCAGCUUUUUGGCCAUAGCUUCAAUUCCCGAAAGAGUCCAAAACUCUGUAACCCGACAGGCCCGACAGUCUCAUGUUUACGGCACUGGCACAUGGGGGAUUUCUGGCACUCCUUCCUGGUGGUAUUCCGCAUCCUCUGCGGGGAAUGGAUCGAAAAUAUGUGGGAAUGUAUGCAAGAAGAGAAUACAUCAUCAUCAUCAUUGUGUGUUAUUGUCUUCAUAUUGAUCACAGUGAUAGGAAAACUUGUGGUGCUCAACCUCUUCAUUGCCUUACUGCUCAAUUCCUUUAGCAAUGAGGAAAGAAAUGGAAACUUAGAAGGAGAGGCCAGGAAAACUAAAGUCCAGUUAGCACUGGAUCGAUUCCGCCGGGCUUUUUGUUUUGUGAGACACACUCUUGAGCAUUUCUGUCACAAGUGGUGCAGGAAGCAAAACUUACCACAGCAAAAAGAGGUGACAGGAGGCUGUGCUGCACAAAGCAAAGACAUCAUUCCCCUGGUCACGGAGAUGAAAAGGGGCUCAGAGACCCAGGAGGAGCUUGGUAUACUAACCUCUGUACCAAAGACCCUGGGCGUCAGGCAUGAUUGGACUUGGUUGGCACCACUUGCGGAGGAGGAAGAUGAUGUUGAAUUUUCUGGUGAAGAUAAUGCACAGCGCAUCACACAACCUGAGUCUGAACGACAGGCCUAUGAGCUCCAUCAGGAGAACAAGAAGCCCACCAGCCAGAGAGUUCAAAGUGUGGAAAUUGACAUGUUCUCUGAAGAUGAGCCUCAUCUGACCAUACAGGAUCCCCGAAAGAAGUCUGAUGUUACCAGUAUACUAUCAGAAUGUAGCACCAUUGAUCUUCAGGAUGGCUUUGGAUGGUUACCUGAGAUGGUUCCCAAAAAGCAACCAGAGAGAUGUUUGCCCAAAGGCUUUGGUUGCUGCUUUCCAUGCUGUAGCGUGGACAAGAGAAAGCCUCCCUGGGUCAUUUGGUGGAACCUGCGGAAAACCUGCUACCAAAUAGUGAAACACAGCUGGUUUGAGAGCUUUAUUAUCUUUGUGAUUCUGCUGAGCAGUGGGGCACUGAUAUUUGAAGAUGUUCGCCUUGAGAACCAACCCAAAAUCCAAGAAUUACUAAAUUGUACUGACAUUAUUUUUACACAUAUUUUUAUCCUGGAGAUGGUACUAAAAUGGGUAGCCUUCGGAUUUGGAAAGUAUUUCACCAGUGCCUGGUGCUGCCUUGAUUUCAUCAUUGUGAUUGUCUCUGUGACCACCCUCAUUAACUUAAUGGAAUUGAAGUCCUUCCGGACUCUACGAGCACUGAGGCCUCUUCGUGCGCUGUCCCAGUUUGAAGGAAUGAAGGUGGUGGUCAAUGCUCUCAUAGGUGCCAUACCUGCCAUUCUGAAUGUUUUGCUUGUCUGCCUCAUUUUCUGGCUCGUAUUUUGUAUUCUGGGAGUAUACUUCUUUUCUGGAAAAUUUGGGAAAUGCAUUAAUGGAACAGACUCAGUUAUAAAUUAUACCAUCAUUACAAAUAAAAGUCAAUGUGAAAGUGGCAAUUUCUCUUGGAUCAACCAGAAAGUCAACUUUGACAAUGUGGGAAAUGCUUACCUCGCUCUGCUGCAAGUGGCAACAUUUAAGGGCUGGAUGGAUAUUAUAUAUGCAGCUGUUGAUUCCACAGAGAAAGAACAACAGCCAGCGUUUGAGAGCAAUUCAUUCGGUUACAUUUACUUCGUAGUCUUUAUCAUCUUUGGCUCAUUCUUCACUCUGAAUCUCUUCAUUGGCGUUAUCAUUGACAACUUCAACCAACAGCAGAAAAAGAUAAGUGGCCAAGACAUUUUUAUGACAGAAGAACAGAAGAAAUACUAUAAUGCAAUGAAAAAAUUAGGAUCCAAAAAACCUCAAAAACCCAUUCCACGGCCUCUGAACAAAUGUCAAGGUCUCGUGUUCGACAUAGUCACAAGCCAGAUCUUUGACAUCAUCAUCAUAAGUCUCAUUAUCCUAAACAUGAUUAGCAUGAUGGCUGAAUCAUACAACCAACCCAAAGCCAUGAAAUCCAUCCUUGACCAUCUCAACUGGGUCUUUGUGGUCAUCUUUACAUUAGAAUGUCUCAUCAAAAUCUUUGCUUUGAGGCAAUACUACUUCACCAAUGGCUGGAAUUUAUUUGACUGUGUGGUCGUGCUUCUUUCCAUUGUUAGUACAAUGAUUUCUACCUUGGAAAAUCAGGAGCACAUUCCUUUCCCUCCGACGCUCUUCAGAAUUGUCCGCUUGGCUCGGAUUGGCCGAAUCCUGAGGCUUGUCCGGGCUGCACGAGGAAUCAGGACUCUCCUCUUUGCUCUGAUGAUGUCGCUUCCUUCUCUGUUCAACAUUGGUCUUCUACUCUUUCUGAUUAUGUUUAUCUAUGCCAUUUUGGGUAUGAACUGGUUUUCCAAAGUGAAUCCAGAGGCUGGAAUUGAUGACAUAUUCAACUUCAAGUCUUUUGCCAGCAGCAUGCUCUGUCUCUUCCAGAUAAGCACAUCAGCAGGUUGGGAUUCCCUGCUCAGCCCCAUGCUGCGAUCAAAAGAAUCAUGUAACUCUUCCUCAGAAAGCUGCCACCUCCCUGGCAUAGCCACAUCCUACUUUGUCAGUUACAUUAUCAUCUCCUUUCUCAUUGUUGUCAACAUGUACAUUGCUGUGAUUUUAGAGAACUUCAAUACAGCCACUGAAGAAAGUGAGGACCCUUUGGGUGAAGAUGACUUUGACAUAUUUUAUGAAGUGUGGGAAAAGUUUGACCCAGAAGCAACACAAUUUAUCAAAUAUUCUGCCCUUUCUGACUUUGCUGAUGCCUUGCCUGAGCCUUUGCGUGUCGCAAAGCCAAAUAAAUAUCAAUUUCUAGUAAUGGACUUGCCCAUGGUGAGUGAAGAUCGCCUCCACUGCAUGGAUAUUCUUUUCGCCUUCACCGCUAGGGUACUCGGUGGCUCUGAUGGCCUAGAUAGCAUGAAAGCAAUGAUGGAAGAGAAGUUCAUGGAAGCCAAUCCUCUCAAGAAGUUGUAUGAACCCAUAGUCACCACCACCAAGAGAAAGGAAGAGGAAAGAGGUGCUGCUAUUAUUCAAAAGGCCUUUCGAAAGUACAUGAUGAAGGUUACCAAGGGUGACCAAGGUGACCAAAAUGACUUGGAAAACAGGCCUCAUUCACCACUCCAGACUCUUUGCAAUGGAGACUUGUCUAGCUUUGGGGUGGCCAAGGGCAAGGUCCACUGUGACUGAGCCCUCACCUCCACGUCUACCUCACAGCUUCACAGCCUUGCCUUCAGCCUCUGAGCUCCAGGGGUCAGCAGCUUAGUGUAUGAACAGGGAGUGGAUUCACCAAAUUAGCCAUUACAUUUUCUUUUCUGGCUAAAAUAAGUGAUAUUUCAAUUUCAUUUUAAAUGAUACUUACAGAGAUAUAAGAUAAGGCUACUUGACAACCACUGGUACUAUUUUAAUAAGGAAGAAGACACUAGGAAGGACUGUAAAAGGACAUACCAAUGUUAGGAUUGAAAUAGUUCAGGCCGGGCGCAGUGGCUCAUGCCUGUAAUCCCAGCACUUUGAGAGGCCAAGGCGGGUGGAUCACGAGGUCAAGAGAUCGAGACCAUCCUGGCCAACAUGAUGAAACUCCGUCUCUACUAAAAAUACAAAAAUUAGCUGGGCAUGGUGGCAUGCGCCUGUAGUCCCAGCUACUUGGGAGGUUGAGGCAGGAGAAUCGCUUAAACCUGGGAGACGGAGGUUACAGUGAGCCAAGAUCGUGCCACUGCACUUCAGCCUGGUGACACAGUGAGACUCUGUCUCAAAAAAGAAAAGAAAAGAAACAUGGUUCAAGUUAUAUCUAAACAAAAAAGAAUAAGAAACGAAAAACACAUUAAAAUUUUAAGUUGUAUUUUCUAUGUUUCUAGAUACAUCAUUUUUGUUUGAUAUUUUCCUGAUGCAAGUAUGUGGUUUAUCACAUGUAGCUCUUUUGCAUGCUAAAUGAAAAUUCAAAACUUGCCAAUAAAUGAAUAGCUUAUUGCAGA
Molecule: messenger RNA, 11500 nt
Organism: Pan troglodytes (chimpanzee)
Lineage: Eukaryota; Metazoa; Chordata; Mammalia; Primates; Hominidae
Gene: SCN11A
Product: sodium voltage-gated channel alpha subunit 11
Exons: 26
Coding region: 5340-10718 (1792 amino acids)
Biological process (GO): neuronal action potential; sodium ion transmembrane transport; membrane depolarization during action potential
Cellular component (GO): plasma membrane; voltage-gated sodium channel complex
Molecular function (GO): voltage-gated sodium channel activity
Source: RefSeq, a predicted model, not a curated record